Molecule: messenger RNA, 2206 nt
Organism: Gallus gallus (chicken)
Lineage: Eukaryota; Metazoa; Chordata; Aves; Galliformes; Phasianidae
Gene: NPBWR2
Product: neuropeptides B and W receptor 2
Exons: 2
Coding region: 692-1690 (332 amino acids)
Biological process (GO): neuropeptide signaling pathway
Cellular component (GO): neuron projection; membrane
Molecular function (GO): neuropeptide receptor activity; neuropeptide binding
Source: RefSeq, a predicted model, not a curated record
AUUCCUGAAGAGAGCAGCCCUGCUGCACCAGCUGCUCACCAGCAUCUGCCCGAUUUCCUAUUUAAAUAGCCCAGCACAGACAGAACUUUUCUUCCCCCGAUGGGAAGGAGUGCUAAUUGCUCAGCCGUGCCAUGCACACACGGCCACCAUGUUGCUAUGAUCUCAAAGAUGGGUAACGUCAGCAUCCUGGGGACCCUCCUCCAGCCGGGAUCGGUGAGCCAAGGCUGAGCUACACGGAGCAGCAGUGCCGGAGGAGCAGCAGAGCCACGCACCAGGGCACCCUGGGAGAGGGGAAUAGCUGUGUCAUAAAUAUUACUGUAUGUGCAAUCUCAGCUGCUGAAAUGAACUUGAAGUCCCCAAUCUAAAGAAAGGCACUGAUUAGAAGCAGCAAUGCUCCUGCUCUGAUAUGGAAAGCAAGCACUGUGCAAGUGAGACAGCCAUCCCUCGCAUCCUCCAGGGGAGGAAGAAAGCUGCUCAGGCACAAAGCUUCCUCUGCCCUCCGUGCCGCUGCCAGCCCCGAGGACUCUCACUGCAAACGGCUGAACUGGAGCCACCGCACCACUCCAGCAGAGAAAAGCAGCAGCUCACCAGGAUGCUCUGAGAGCUGUUCCACUUGCACAGAGGGAUACGAUUCUCAUUUGCUUUAUUCAUGAAGCCUUGGAUGUCAGAGGGCAGCCUGUGACCAGCAGGCAUGGGGAACAGCUCUCUGUGGGACAGCUUGAACGGCACCUGCAGCAAUGCAGCCAACAGCUCCUACCUGGACAGCGAUAUGAUGUUCAACUUCACCUUCCAAGAGCAAUCAGCUGAUUUCUAUGUUGUCCUCCCCGUGAUUUACUCCGUAAUCUGUGCUGUUGGGCUCACAGGCAAUACUGCUGUCAUCUAUGUGAUCCUCAAGGCUCCCAAGAUGAAGACUGUGACAAACAUGUUCAUCCUGAACCUCGCUAUAGCCGAUGACUUGUUCACACUCGUCUUGCCCAUUAAUAUCGCUGAACACCUCCUCCACUACUGGCCCUUUGGAGAAGUCCUCUGCAAGGUCAUCUUGUCCAUAGACCACUACAACAUUUUCUCCAGCAUUUAUUUCUUAACAGUGAUGAGCAUAGACAGGUACCUGGUAGUACUGGCUACAGUCAGAUCCAAGAGGAUGCCACACCGUACAUACCGAGCAGCCAGGAUCGUCAGCUUGUGCAUCUGGAUCCUAGUCACCAUCAUAGUUCUCCCUUUCAUCAUCUUUGCCAACGUAUACAUGGAUGACCUGAAGAUCAAGAGUUGUGGUCUAAAUUUCCCCAAGCCUGAAAGGUUUUGGUUCAAAGCCAGCAGGAUCUAUACCCUCAUCCUUGGCUUUGCCAUUCCAGUGUCCACUAUCUGCAUCCUCUACACCAUGAUGCUCUACAAGCUGAGGAACAUGCACUUGAACUCUAAUGCCAGAGCUCUGGACAAAGCCAAGAAGAAAGUCACCAUCAUGGUCUUCAUCGUUCUGGCCGUGUGUCUCUUCUGCUGGACCCCCUUCCACCUGGCCACCAUCGUGGCUUUGACCACUGACUUGCCCCAGACCUCCAUGGUCAUCGGUAUCUCCUACUUCAUCACCAGUCUAAGCUAUGCCAAUUCAUGCUUGAAUCCUUUCUUGUAUGCUUUCCUGGAUGACAGCUUUCGGAAAAGCUUCCGGAAGAUGCUGGAAUGCAGAACUUCUUGAACAGUGGACCGGGGGGCUCACAGCUCCCUUCCCUCCCAUAGCUUUGCAGCGGAAACAUUGCAAACUUCAGGGGGUGGCUAACAAAUGCACAGGUGUUCUCUUUAGAUUGUACGUAACGUAUGUUUACCAUUAUCACUCACAGUUUGUCCAGCAUUUUCCAUCUCUGCAUCCCCAAACUUCUCAAAGCUGUAUUUCUACGUUCUCGUUUUGAAUCACAGUCCAAACCAGUAAGGACAGAAAACUUCUCUUUCAAAGGUUUGCUUCUGCUCCGCAGCAGUUCUUUAUUGCCAUCUGCUGUACAGCACAGUGAAGCUGUAGAAUAGCUUUCAGACUGAGGGAGCAGCAGGGCUACAUUCACUUUGUGACGUAUCAACAGCACAGAGGAUGCAAGAUGAGUAUUUGGAAAGAGAAAAUAACCACUUUCAUGUCUCUUUGCUUUUCUUUGAGGGAUGUCAGCUCCACUCUGACCCCAGUUUCCUUCGUUCUUGAACUGUUAACAGAAGUUACUUUUAAACC